Molecule: messenger RNA, 1504 nt
Organism: Salvelinus sp. IW2-2015
Lineage: Eukaryota; Metazoa; Chordata; Actinopteri; Salmoniformes; Salmonidae
Source: RefSeq, a predicted model, not a curated record
GCUGUGGUAACUAGUGACGACCGUGGAUCGGGAAGUAUAAGCGCCAUAAACACGGUACAGAUGUCYGUAGGAAUGGUCUAAACAUCCAAGAAGAGCGAACUGGUAUUUUUUUGUGAGUUUGUAGWUAAUCACUCUUCACCAAAUGACGAACUGAAAAGGGAACGUCUGGCCAAGGGUCUGUUUGUCAACUCCCACUGAGAAGAAUGAAGGGGUUAUUCCUGGUAGAGCCACUGGUAGCCUUCUAUUCCUUUGCCAGUUUCCUGAUCUACCCCUUGGUACAACAGUAUGUGUACAGGAGACUAUGGCAGGAGCUGACCAACACCACCUACCCUGUCUCUGACAACAUCUCACGCUGCGAUCCUUCCAACACCAGCAGCCACCAUGAGGAGGUCCAGAAGGCGGCGUCUCUCUUCUCCCUCUACACCGAGCUCUUCUCCAUGAUCCCCUCCCUGGCCGUCACCCUCAUCCUCGUUGCCUACAGCGACCAGCGCGGACGCAAGAUCACCAUCAUCCUGCCUCUGAUUGGCUCUCUGUUCUACGUCCUGUCUUUCCUGGCCAUCUCCUUCUUCGAGCUCGACCUCUACCUCCUCAUCGUCUCGUCGUUCGUCAGCGCCCUGUURGGGGGSUCGGGGACGUUCCUGGGMGGUUGUUUCUCGUACAUCGCUGACCUGUGUGAGGACGGACAGCAGAAGACCCUGCGUAUGGCCGGGGUGGACAUGGUGAUCGGCCUGCUGUCUGGAGUGGCCUCUCUCUCUACGGGAUACUUCCUCCAAGCAGCAGGUUUCAACUGGCCCUURUUCACCUCUGCUCUGUUCCACUGUUUCAACCUGCUCUACGCCGUCUUCAUCCUGGAGGAGACGCUCCAACGACCUCCAGAUGACCCCCUGGACGGAUCUCCGCGCCGCACCGCCAUGCGUCAGCUGGCCUGCGGGGUCUACCAGUUGUUUGCAGGGGCCAGCAGGAGGCGCAAUAUCCUCCUGGUGCUCCUCUUGCUCCUCUUCUCCUCCUUCUCCUUCGCCAACAUGGGCGGGCUCUCCAUGAUCACGCUGUACGAGCUCAACCAGCCGCUGUGCUGGACCGAGAUCCUGAUUGGCUACGGCUCGGCGCUGUCCACCACGGUGUUCCUGACCAGCUUCGUGGGCGUGACGGUGUUCUCUCGCUGCGGCGUCCCCGACCUCGUCAUCAUUCUCAUAGGGAUCCUGAGUGUCAUGGUGGGUAUGACCCUGGUGGCCUUCGCCAAGACCACGCUCAUGAUGUUCCUGGUGAGGCUUCCAAUGCUGCUGGCUAUCAUGCCGUUCCCCGUGCUGAGAUCCAUGAUGUCAAAGAUCGUAUCAAAGAACGAGCAGGGAGCGUUGUUUGCGUGCUUGGCGUGCCUGGACAGUGUGAGCAUCAGUGUGGCGAUAGCUGUGUUCAGUAGUCUCUACGCUGCCACGGUAAACUGGUACCCUGGAUUCUGCUUCCUGUUGUCUGCUGGACUCUGUGUCAUCCCCUUGGCAAUGCUAGC